Molecule: messenger RNA, 1032 nt
Organism: Symbiodinium sp. CCMP2592
Lineage: Eukaryota; Dinophyceae; Suessiales; Symbiodiniaceae
Source: the annotation of a GenBank genome assembly
AUGUUUGGAGCUUUGCAGAAGAAGAAUCACAACGACGCAGCCAUGUUAUGCAGCCUGCUGAGCAGCACCUGGGCUACGGCCACCUGCUUGGCACUGGGUCUUUGGCGCAUGGCUGCUGGCUUUCCGGCCUGCUGUGGAGAGGAGUGGUUCCAAGUGGCGAUGGCUCAGCUUAAUCGUGAAGUUGGCAAGACAAGAUGUGGGCGAGUGCAGGUUGAUUUCUCGCAAAUCGGGAAUCCAAUGACGCACAGCUUGGCGCUGUUUGUGCAGCUGUAUGCCCGGCGGCCACUGCUGCCAAGAAACGUCUCCUUCACCUUAAUGAGAUAUGUCAUAUACAAUGCGCGUCUGGUCGACAUGUUCUGCCCAGUGCUACUGCCUCUGGUGCAGUACUUGCAGGCCGAGAUAUCACUGCUGUCAGCGCUGCCAGGUUUAUCCGUGGAAGCGCCUGGGCGGAUAGUGAACCACAUCCUGGCAUCGGCAGCUGUUCACGAGAAGGAGGCUUAUUGCACUCGGCGAAGUCAAGCGCGACGCCAAUAUGGUCCUUUGGGCCAGUCUUUGCUGACCCAGGCGAAGCUGCGCAUUCGUCGAUUUCAGGCUUAUGUCCGCAGCCCAGGUCCCUGGUUCAAACCAACGUGGGCAGGCGACGUUGAUGUCAGAUUGGCGCUUACGUGGCACGUCGGUUUGAAGGAAACUCCUGUUUCCAAGAACUUCUCCGCUGGUGCCAUGUUCGGGCCACAGGCUAUGUGGAUGGCUUCCAGCGUGCCGUUGUGGGAGCAGGCGUUGCUGUCGGUAGCUCGGGCGUUGACCUUCUUGCGGGACAGAUGGAACGCUGCAAAUCCGAUCAGGUUCUUCUUCACAGGUGGUACGCUGUUGGCUCUUCUGCGCUAUGGCACUGUGACCUGGGAUGCUGGAGAAGGCAAAAUCGACUUUGUUGAUAAGGAUGUGGAUGUCCUCAUUCUGGCAGACUCGGCGCUCGCGUGGUGGAAGGCAACAGCCCACACCACGCGCGAAGGCCAUAGCGGCCCUCACGGCUGA